GCUCUCCAGUGUUAACUCUAUUCGUGGUCGGGCUAAAUAUUGUCGCCGCACAGCUCUUCCAAUUGCCAGUGCGCUGGCCCUUCUUGUUGCGCGUCCCACGCGCGUAUGCUUAGGCGGUCCCUGGUGCUUCCACGACAUUGUCUCAUUCUGAGCCCAUGUUUCUAGCAUCCUCCUAUCGUGCAGUGAUCCCGGGCCGUUGCUUCCCAAAAUCCCGCUAUACUUAGCGCUGAACGGCCACGACAGGGCGGAUAGCACGGUGACUGGGUGACCAUAUUCCCUUGAAUACAGUGUCAGGUGGAAGUACCUGCUUCUUUGCAGCACGCGGGACCCAUUCACGAGGACGCUCACGAUGGUCAGCGGGGGUACGAGCGUUUUCCAAAGACAAGUUGUGACAGACCGAUCAAUCGAGGCGGAGAAGGCAGGGAAGGCGGGCAAAAGAGUAUAAGCAUUAUUACACACGCUCUUGGGGCUUGGGAGAGCUCAAUCGCUCCCCGUGUUUCCCUCUGCUCAACUCGAUCUAUCGAGCGUUUUCGACAAUCAGGCAGCUUCUGCUGACGGGACGACUGGUGACUUUGACGGGCUUGGUGGGACCUUUGUUUCUAGCCUUCUUCCUUCGGGGACAUGGCUCUACGAUAGUGUGGAGUAUGCUUUGCCCUCCACGUGGGGCACAGGCAAUGACAACGUUAUUGCCAACGGACAAACGGUGCAGCUGGACGACGCUGGCUACGUCAACGAGCUACACAUGGUCUAUGCUGGCGAUGGUUCGAGCACGUUUGGCACCAACUUUACGCUUAACUACAAAGGUGGCUCGUCUGAUAUCCUUCAAUUCACGGGUAUGAACUGGUUCCAGUUUCCCUCCAUGAACUGGGGUACCAUCAGAACUGCCUAUCACCACACAAACUAUACCUCCCUCGUCAACUGGAACGUCACUUCCCUAUUCCAGAGCUCCAUCUCCGUCCCUUCCAAUGUCCCGCUGCAGAGCAUCACGCUCCCAGUCACAACAGACAGCACAUCCCGGAUGCAUAUCUUCGCCCUCUCGAUCACCCCUUCCAUCGUCCCGCCGGCGGUCUCCGGCCCGGCGUUAUCCGUCCAAAGCGCUCAGUUUAGCACACGGUGGGAGACGGUCGGAAGUCAGAGCGCGCAGGCCGUGGCCGUCACGCUCGUCAAUCUCCUCCCAGCGAGCUACGCGAACGUGGUCAACGCGACAGUCAACGAACAGUAUACGAUCGAGGUCUCGGGCGAUGGUGUGGAGACGGUCACGCCGGGCGUGUUCUAUCGUCUUGUUCCUUCGGACCAAGUUAUCACCGAUGUUCUGGUGGCCAACAACGGUGGGACUGGCAAUGCCACCGUCACUAUCAAGAACGCCGCUGGGGAUGUCGCCGGAACGUCCGAAGGGUGGCCAAUCGUGCCGUUAAGAUCGAGCUGGACGGCGGAUGCUAGCGUUCUGAGCACACACGAGACUCCAACUUGGUGGAGGCAAGCAAAGUUUGGGAUUUUCACUCACUGGGGUGUAUACAGUGUCCCUGCUUAUGGACCUCCAAGCUCCUACGCUGAGUGGUAUGACUGGUACCUCCACAACCCAAACAACUCGGACAGUCCAACUUGGGUACACCACAAGGAGGUUUAUGGUCCCGACGUCGUGUACGAUGACUUUAUCGCCAACUUCACAGCGACGCUGUUCAACGCUAGCGCAUGGUUGGACCUCUUCACGAACGCGGGCGCAAAGUACUUUGUACAAGUAACGAAACACCACGAUGGAUACGCACUAUUUGACACACAGAACACGUCCCAUCGCUCUAGCGUCUACCUGAACCCGUACCACGACUUUCUCAAGGAACUGAUGGAUACUGCGAAGUCCGAUUAUCCCGAUUUACACCGUGGAACGUACUUCUCCAUGCCCGAAUGGUUCAACCCCUACUACGCCAAAUAUGGGUUUGGCGAGUGGCCCGGAGGGCUCGCUCACAAUGCGUACAACUGGUCCGAGAUCGAGCCGUACACUGGUCUCCUGAACGUCAGCGACUUCCUUGAAGAUAUCCAGUACCCGCAGAUGCUGUCUCUCGCCCUGGACUAUGAUACGGAGAUUAUGUGGUGUGAUAUUGGUGGUCCGAACAUGACGAUCGACUUCGCUGCCCAGUUCUACAAUCAUGCCUGGGAGAACGGGUACCAGGUCACUAUGAAUGAUCGUUGCGGCAAUGUUCCCGACUUCUCAACUCCCGAAUACGCCGUCUUUGGCUCCAUCCAGACUCGGAGCUGGGAGACGAACGAGGGCAUGGAUCCGUUCAGCUACGGUAUUAACAACCAGACGACGCCAGACGAAUAUAAGAACGGCACGACGAUCAUCCAAACGCUCGUCGACGUCGUCAGCAAGAAUGGGAACUACCUCCUGGACGUUGGCCCGACAGCCGAAGGCGUCAUCAUCCCCGCCAUGGCUGACAACCUGCUCGACGCGGGCAGGUGGCUCUCCUACGCGGGCGACUGCGUGUAUGACACGCAGUACUGGUACCAGGCGCAGCAGUCGCCCGAUGGGACGUUCCGCUUCCUCACGACUCCGACGACGUUCUGCAUCGUCGCUUUUACCAAGCCGACUGGGGCGAAUCUUACCGUCGACGCGGGGCCGGGCGUCGUCCUCCCUGUGCUUGAGGGAGAUACUGUGAGGCUUCUUGGGCCAGGAGGGAACGGGACGGCGUUGAAAUGGAGUGUCGACGACAAUGGUGUGAUGAGCAUCGAGCUAAACGAGGAUGAGGUGGACGCAGUGGAUUAUGCAUGGGCAUUCCAAGUUGAGUAUGCGUAUGCAAGCUCUGCGCCUUCUGCAAACGCACACUUGGCGUCUCUCCCAAUCUCGAUGCUUAAUAGUUAUACGACUCUUCCACAAACGGUGUCCGUUGGAUACUCAGAAACUCUCGGAUACUCGGGAGCGCCGCAAACUGCAUAUCCGACGUCGUCUACAUUAUAG
This is a messenger RNA of Coniophora puteana RWD-64-598 SS2, 2953 nucleotides long. Its product is annotated as glycoside hydrolase family 29 protein. Lineage: Eukaryota; Fungi; Basidiomycota; Agaricomycetes; Boletales; Coniophoraceae. Gene Ontology annotation, biological process: fucose metabolic process; glycoside catabolic process. Gene Ontology annotation, molecular function: alpha-L-fucosidase activity. The record is from RefSeq and is a predicted model, not a curated record. The transcript has 17 exons. Gene Ontology annotation, cellular component: lysosome. Bases 743 to 2953 code for a protein of 736 amino acids.